Messenger RNA from Effrenium voratum, 1094 nucleotides. The record is from the annotation of a GenBank genome assembly. NCBI's taxonomy places the organism in Eukaryota, Dinophyceae, Suessiales, Symbiodiniaceae.
AGCAUAUCCUAUCUCGGGAGUCUGGCCAAAGCGCUGGGCCGUGCUAGCAGGGUAGCAAUGGGCCGUCUUGAUGGGAAGGUUGCCAUCAUCACAGGCGGCACCAGCGGCAUUGGUCUCGAAACUGUGAAGGUUUUUGUCGAAGAAGGAGCCAAGGUGAUGUUUUGUGGACGCGGCCAGCAGGUCGGUGAGCAGAUCGCGGAGAGUCUUGGGGCCAAUUGUGCCUUUACCAUGUGCGAUGUAAAUGAUGAGCAGCAAAUCAAACAUGUCAUCGACACCACGGUGGACAAAUGGGGACAGCUCGACAUUCUGUUCAACAAUGCUGGUGGCAUGCUUGGGCCAUUCACGGUAGACCAAAUCAAGAAAGAACAUUUGGACUCAAAUUUCAGUCUGAACUUCAAUUCCAUGGUCUUGGCUACCAAGCAUGCGCUGCCACACCUCACCAAGCAGCCAACCUCGUCCAUCAUCAACAACAGCUCGAUUGCUGCCAAGAAAGCGGGCUUCGGGGCACCCCUGUACAGCGCCUGCAAAGGCGCCAUGGACGCCUUCAGCCGUGUGGCGGCCAUGCAGCUGGCGCCCAAAGGUGUCCGUGUGAACUGCGUCUCUCCUGGGGCCACAGCCACGCCCAUCUUCUGGAGCGGAUCCCCGGGCUCAGCGCGGGGCGCCACGCUGACGGCCGUGGAAAACGCCAAGAAGCAGAAGAAGGUGGAGGCGAACAUCGUCAACAAUUGCACUCCUCUUCGGGUGGGCCGGGCAGGCACUGGCGUGGACAUUGCGCGUGCAGUGUGCUUCCUGGCCUCCGAUGAGAGUGUCUGGAUCACUGGGCAAGACUGGACCAUCGAUGGGGGCAUGACAAUUUUUGAUGCACCAAAUAAGGGAUGGAUGGCGACCCAAAGCCAACUGAUCCAGUUCCCCUGAGCACAAGCUUCCAAGCUGAGCGUGUGUUAGAACAGCGCGCGGGUUUCGCAUGCUCGCUUGCUGGAAGUGCCAUUUGCAUGUCUGGAUCAUGAUAUGGCCACGCAACCCAACACAUCUAAGGUCAGGCGGAAGGCAGACACUUGUGAUGUGUUUCGUCAUUGCAUGCUGGCUGAACAACG